Messenger RNA from Triticum turgidum subsp. durum (durum wheat), 2286 nucleotides. NCBI's taxonomy places the organism in Eukaryota, Viridiplantae, Streptophyta, Magnoliopsida, Poales, Poaceae. The record is from the annotation of a GenBank genome assembly.
AUGGGAUGCUGCAGCAUCAGGCUUUUCGCCGUAGUCGCUGUGGUGGGCGUCGGCGUGCUCAUGCCGAUAAACUUCAUGGGGGACCAGCUGCAGCUGAUCGACUUCACCGACCUGCCCAGCAAGUCCGUCGAUGUCUUGAGUAUCUCCAAUGUCCAGGACGGGUCCAAUAAAUUAUGGCUUCACUUCUCUGCUGUGUACAUCAUAACUGGAGUCGCAUGCUACCUGCUCUAUUAUGAGUACAGAUAUAUUUCUGGCAAGAGGCUCGAGUAUUUUAUGACAUCGAAGCCACUACCCCAGUAUUUCACAGUUCUGGUUCGAGCUAUCCCUAUAACUGAUGGUGGUUCUGUGAGUGAUGCUGUUGAUAAGUUCUUCAAAGAGUAUCAUUCAUCCACCUACUUGUCACAUACUGUUGUUCAUCAAACUGGCAAACUCCGCCGCCUUCUUAAUGAGACCGAAAUUAUGUGGACAAAGCUAAAGAACCUAAAAUAUGUACCACAACGACCUUCUGCUGACAACCCUCCAAAAAAGUUUCUUGGACUAUUUGGAAGAAAUAAUCCUAUUGGGAAAUAUCAGAAAAGGCUGGCAGACCUAGAGGAAAAUGUUAGAAUGGAACAAUCAGAUGCUACUAGGAGACAGGAGAUUCCCGCUGCUUUUGUUUCAUUCAAAUCUCGAUAUGCUUCAGCGAAUGCAAUUUACAUAAGGCAGUCAGACAAUCCAACUGAGUGGCAAACUGAGCAUGCUCCUGAUCCUCAUGAUGUUUAUUGGCCUUCCUUUUCUACAUCAUUCAUGGAACGAGCCAUUGUCAGUCAAUUGGUUACUGGGUAUCUUCCCAGUGUCAUUCUUCACUUCCUUUCCUCUUAUGUGCCCUCAAUAAUGAAGCUAUUUUCGACCAUGCAAGGAUUUGUGUCUGUCAGUGGGAUUGAGAGAAGUGCUUGCAACAAAAUGCUUCGGUUUACCAUAUGGACUGUGUUCUUUGCAAAUGUUCUUACUGGAUCAGCCUUAAAUCAACUUAACAUAUUCGUUGAUCCAAAGAAAAUACCUGAACGGCUUGCGGUUGUUGUACCUGCACAGGCAUCUUUCUUUAUUGCAUAUGUGGUGACUUCGUGGACAAGUAUAACAUCAGAACUCACUCAAACUUCUGCCCUUCUGUAUCACUUGUGGGGGAGCUGCGCAAAGUGUUGCAAGAGGGAAGACUCAGAAGCUCCAUCGAUGCACUAUCAUAGUGAAAUUCCUCGGAUUCUCUUGUUUGGACUUCUCGGGCUCACGUACUCCAUUGUAGCUCCACUUAUCCUCCCAUUUGUGUUGACUUACUUCUGCCUUGGCUACUUCAUAUUUCGCAAUCAGCUUUGUAAUGUGUAUGCACCCAAGUAUGACACCGGUGGAAGAUUUUGGCCCAUUGUGCACAAUGCAACCAUAUUUUCUCUUGUGCUGAUGCAUUUGAUUUCAAUCGGAGUAUUUGGAGUAAAGGAAUUUCCACUUGGUUCAAGUCUGCUGGUGCCUCUGCCAAUUCUCACACUUCUGUUCUAUGCAUACUGUGGAAACCGAUUUUACCCCAUCUUCGAAGCAUACUCUACCGAGUCAUUGGUAAACAAAGAUAUACAAGAACAAAGCAAACCAGAGAUGGCAGAGUUCUUCAGCAGCCUUGAAACAGCCUACUGUGACCCGGCACUGAAGCCUAUCCAGCGGUCUUCAAACUCUGAUGAACGUACAUAUAACAGUACAGUAUAUGAGAUUUUCUGCCACUUGGAGCAAUGUGAUCAGGAGCUGCUGUUUUUCCUCCUUCAGUCCUUCUUAAGUGCAUUUAAAUAUGGCCGCUCUGGGUAUAUUUAUGAUACUUCAACGUCAAGGUUGAGUUUCUCUAAACACAAAAGCCUGCUACGGUGUGGAACCGAUCAUGGUGCGGCAUUCUGCACCCAUAUUCUGUUAUUACCCAGUUAUACGCUGAGGUACUGCAGGACCCCUAAUGCUAAUGCUAACUUGGUAAGCCAAACAGUCCGUGUAAACCAUUGGCUAACAGUGGUGCGCCAUUUGUCCUCUUCACGGAUAGGUAGACCUGACCAGGAGUCCAGGACAAAAAAGAUGGCCAGCUACAAAGGUCGAGAAGCUCAGUCCGCAGCUGGGGCCAAACCGCUAGACGUUCACAAGUUGCAUGUCCUAAUUGUGACGAGGACAUCAAGAGUACUGGCAUAUGCCACCAAAAUACUCCUUAGAACAUCAGAGGAUGAUCUUCAAUUUUCAAUUGUUGUGAGGGAGGCGCAUCGGAGGCACCGUCGUCGUCAUGCAUGA